AUGCCGCCCUCGAAGCCCCAGCUGUCCCGGAGAGCCCGGCACCAGCUCGAGGAGUCGUCCAAGUCCCCUCUCUUCGCGGCCAUUUUUCGGACGUUCGGCAAUCAGGCAGGCUCAUUCUGGUCUGAGACGAAUCCUGAGGGCAUCGUCAAUGCUGGACUCGCCGAGAAUGUACUUUCGCUUUUCUCUUAUCCUGCGCCAUUCGUCCGGCUGAAGCGGCUGUCGUACGCAGAGCUUGAUGCACGACUGGCUCACGGCGUUCUGGGAGCGGCAAGGAACCCUCAAGAUCGAGCGGACGGCACCCUUAACCCCAUUCCUCUCCCGCUCGAUGCGCGAAUUGAGCCUCAUUCGCUCGCUCAGGACCUCACCUACGGCACUAGCAUCCUCGGAUCCGACCGCAUCUUCCGCGCACUCGCCUCGUACUUUUCAGCCUACUUCGAGCCCGUCUUUCCUGUCGAGCCGAAGCACAUCGCGACUUCGAACGGCCUCUCGCCCAUGAUCGAGCAUGUUGCGGCAGUCAUCUCGGAUCCCGAAGAUGCUUGGCUGCUUCCUGCGCCAUGGUACAAUGGCUUUGUUGCCGACCUGACCGCAACGAGCCAAGUCCGCAUCGCCAGCGUCGCCAUCCCUGCCGGCAAGAACGGCACGCUCGACGAGGUGGAAGCGAUGGAGGCAGAGAUGCAGCGGCGAAAGCGCGAGGGUGUCAAGCAGAAGAUUACCGCCGUCCUCGUCACAAGCCCGCACAACCCGCUCGGCUUCUGCUACCCUCGCGAAGUACUGAUCGAGUACGCCCGUUUCGCCCAGAAGUGGAGUCUAUGGCUCGUCAUGGAUGAAGUUUACGCCAAGAGCGUCUACAACGGCAAUCCACACGGUCGCCCUUUCGUCUCGAUCCUCUCGAUAGACGUCCUCCGCGAAGCCGACUGCGAUCCAUCUCGCGUCCUCCUUCUCUACGGCUUGUCGAAGGACUUUGGCGCCAAUGGCUUCCGUGGCGGUGCUCUCGUCUGCCAGUACAACGAGCAAUUCAUGGCCGCACUCGCAUCAACAGCCAUGCCUAUGCGGAUGGGCUCGCCGACCGAUAUUCUCUGGUCCGCCCUGCUCGAAUCGCCCGAAUUGCCCGACUACCUCGCCAUGAACCGACAAGCGCUGUCGAGGGCGUACAAGUACGUAACGGCAUGGCUCGCGGCGCAUGACAUGCCCUUUACGCCCGCGAAUGCCGGCCACUUCGUCCUCGUCGACUUUCGAGCGCACAUCGGGCAGGUCCGGCUAGACACCGAAGCAGAUGGUUCCAUAGACGGCCCACUAGGUAGUGUGGACGAGGCAGACUCGUCAGCAGGGCGGCGGAAUGACGAGGAGGAGGCAGGCCAGUUCGAGCAGGAAAUCGCUUUCCUCAACAAGCUGGUCGACGCAGGCGUGUACCUCGGCCCAGGCUUCUCGUACGCUUGCCCCGAGCCAGGUUUCUUCCGUCUCACCUUCUCGAUCCGCCGGAUGGAGCUGGAGGUUGCGCUCGGGCGGAUAGAGCGGGUGUGUGGGUUGCCGGAGAAGGCUGCAGAGCUGAGCAAGGAGUAUCCUCAGUAG
Molecule: messenger RNA, 1569 nt
Organism: Rhodotorula toruloides NP11
Lineage: Eukaryota; Fungi; Basidiomycota; Microbotryomycetes; Sporidiobolales; Sporidiobolaceae
Product: 1-aminocyclopropane-1-carboxylate synthase
Exons: 5
Coding region: 1-1569 (522 amino acids)
Biological process (GO): biosynthetic process; amino acid metabolic process
Molecular function (GO): pyridoxal phosphate binding; transaminase activity
Source: RefSeq, a predicted model, not a curated record